Messenger RNA from Lagopus leucura (white-tailed ptarmigan), 1794 nucleotides. It is a transcript of the gene DRC3, whose product is annotated as dynein regulatory complex subunit 3. Lineage: Eukaryota; Metazoa; Chordata; Aves; Galliformes; Phasianidae. Gene Ontology annotation, molecular function: protein binding. The transcript is spliced from 13 exons. Bases 59 to 1627 code for a protein of 522 amino acids. The record is from RefSeq and is a predicted model, not a curated record.
CAGCACUGCGGAUCUGUAAAUGAUAAAGCCAGGACAGAAAGGCUGAUAUCCUCUAAAAAUGAGUCAGUCAGACAACAGCUUUGAGCCAAAUGUUAUUGACGAUGAAAUGCUUCAGAAAGCAGUUGAAGAGCAAUGGCCGGAGGACAUAAGGAAGCUUGCCAAAGCAGAAGGUAUUAACUUUAAAGAGGUGAUGGAGCUACAGCUUAGUUUUAGAAAUAUCCUGCAGAUUGAUAAUCUGUGGCAAUUUGAGAAUCUUACUAAGCUGCAGCUGGACAACAACAUCAUUGAGAAGAUAGAAGGUCUGGAGAGUCUGGUUCACCUUGUGUGGCUUGACCUGUCCUUCAACAACAUUGAAGUAAUUGAGGGCCUGGAUACCCUUGUCAAACUGCAGGACCUAAGCCUCUACAACAACAGAAUAUCUAAAAUUGAGCACAUGGACACACUGCAAAAGCUACAGAUUUUCUCCAUUGGAAAGAAUAACCUGACCAGUCUGGAAAAUGUGGUCUAUCUUAGAAGGUUUAAGAACUUAAACACACUGAAUCUCACUGGGAAUCCUUUCUGUGAUGAAGAGCAGUAUAUGCUGUUUGUUGUUGCUCACCUUCCAGGCUUGGUAUACUUGGACUUCAAACUCGUGAGUGACACCACACGAGAAGUUGCCAUUUCAAAUUACCACUACCUCACUGACCUGCUGGAACACGAGGAAGCCCAGGCCCUCGCUCAGCUGGAGGAAAAGCAGGCACAGCAGAAGGAGCUGGAGUACCACAAGACAGCCUUUGUUGAGUACCUGAAUGGAUCAUUCCUGUUUGACAGCUUGUAUGCAGAGGAUACAGAAGCUGCCAAACUGGCUUACCUCCCCGGAGUGGAUGACCUGCUGCAGGCAUACAGGAAAGAUUUUGUCUCCGUUUGUGAGAACCUGUUUAACUACUGUCUGAAAGAGCAUGAAAAACGAGAAGCUGAAGUCUCUGAUUUCUAUGAAGGCCUCCGCGAAGUGCUGACAGCCAACCAAGAAGAAGGCAGGAGAAUAAUCCUAGACUUUGAAAAUCAGAACAAAACGAGGCUGGAUGAGAUCCAUCAUGCCAGCAGUCACGACACUGCUGAGUCUAUGCGAGCUGAGUACAACGAGGACAUCCUUCAGCUGUCAGAAACACUCAUGACCUUGGAAAUGCAGAUGGUGGACCAGCUGGAGGAACUGAUAAAGGAAUUUGAAGGAAACAUUGCUGUCAUUGCAUCAACAUUCACUGAAAACGUUAAAGGCAUGAUGACACAGUGCCGGGACCUCGAAAACCGUCACCAUGAGAAGCUGCUAGAGAUCUCCAUCAGUGCUCUGGAGAAAUCACUUAACAAUGAGCUCGAUGAGGAAUUGCCAGAUGAUGUUCGUGAGUUUCUUGUGGACAAAAACACCAUUGUCAACAUGGUCGACAAAUCCCAUAAUAUCCACCUGCUGAAGAUCAGCAUGCGAGAGUGUGACAUCCUCCUCAACAUGUAUCGCUGGGAGGCCUCUGUGAAAGAGAAGGCUCUUCAAGACGAGAUUGACAGAAACCGCAACCGUAUCAAAGAGAUUUUUCAGUACAUCGAUGAUCUCCAGGAGCAGCUGGAUAACACACAGAUUCCAGAGCUCACGGAGUAGGUCUGCCAUGGGCCAGGCAGCUGCCUUAUCUGGGUGCACACAGCAGCAAAACACUCAGCAAGGACACUGCCCCUCUGUGCCUGUGCUGUCUGGAACAUUUCAGGCCAAAGGCCUGCUUCCAUCCUGCCACAGUCAGCAAAUAAAAGAUACUUAUUGUUUCUGUAAAA